Molecule: messenger RNA, 1898 nt
Organism: Anopheles coluzzii
Lineage: Eukaryota; Metazoa; Arthropoda; Insecta; Diptera; Culicidae
Exons: 3
Coding region: 141-455 (104 amino acids)
Source: RefSeq, a predicted model, not a curated record
ACACGACUAAUGUCUGCGUAUUUUGUCAUGUUUGUUAUUUUAUACAAUGUGGAUAAACUGACUUUUUCUCAUAUUUAUGUGAACAACUCGGAUUUUUUGUAUUCAAUUGAAAAAGCAGACUUGCAAUUGGCGAGGUUUGAAUGUAUUUCACUUCGUCACAUGCCAGCUCGCAUAUCUGUCAAGUCAGAAACGUAAACAAACACGGACAACCGCCCGUAAAGAUUGUGUGCAGAAUAAUCGUAAAAUUUUAUGUGAAAACUCGGGAAAAGGAAAAACAUCAUUUCAUCCCGAAAUUUGGCAACAUUCGUCCGAGUAUGAUCGAGCAGCUGUGUGUGUGUAUGCCGACGAAAUACGACGCCGUUUCUACAACAAUCACUAAAGCCGGCUGUGAUCGUGAUCGGCACAUUCUCAACUGGACCAACACACCGGUCGUUGUGUAUCUUCAAGCAAACUAACGUUGCAAUACACCACAAAAUAGCAUGGAAAGGAAAGUAUUAUAAAAUAAUAUCACAUAUGAAAGCAUUCUAAUCUUUCCAUGUUAUUUUUCCACUGCAAACAGGACAUUGGAUCACCGCAUCGACAAGUGGUUUUUAUGUGCAAGUGUUGUUAAGAAGUGUGUUGUACGGUGUAUUACGUGUUUUACUUUAUUUGUAUCGCUUUGCAAGUGGUACAAUUAGUGCGUUUAAUCGUUGUAAUACAGCUAACAUAAGAUUUACCCGAGCAUUAGAAGCGGCAACAAUACAUGUGCCUGACGCAGAGACAACAAUGCCGUCGGCAUCCGUUGAUACCAUCCAAAGUGAUGGUUGAAAUCGUAUUUAAACGUGUAAAACCAUGUAUUGGGGCAUGUAAGUAUUGCAUAAUAGUUAAAUAAAUACAUUUUAUCGUUGUACUGGACAAUGUGCAUCGAAAUUAAAAAAAAAGUGUGUGUGUUUUUGUUUACAUCCGAAUACAGAACCCACAACGCUAUACUGUGGUUCGAGCACUCGCUAAGUAACGCUUGAGCUUUGAGCUUUCAUUGAGCUUACAUAGAAUGUUACACGCUACCUGCUCACUAAGGACUGCUAUCGAGCAGUGUUAUGAGCAGGUAGCGAGCAGUAACGCUUCCAUACAAAAAUCGCGAAACGUAACGCUCCAAUGCUAUUUGGGUUGCUACUUGGGAAGUUUCGGCCUCUUCGCUCCCGACCGGCCCGUACGACGGACAUAAUAAAUCCAUACCAUAUUAAAAGUACAAAAGUACGAAACACAUUGGCGGAAUGAAGCGCUUACAUGUUUUUACAGUGUUGGUGAAAUGUUUCCCUGCCCAAGUGACAAUUCACAUAUGCGUUAUGUUUGAGGGGUAGGACAUUGCCUACUUUCAACAAUUGUUCCAUACAAAAUGUAUGGCCUACCCGGGUAGGCGGUUGUACGAUUACGUAAAGUUUUUUGGUCGUACAUAAGACGGUUAACCACGAAAAACAUAAUUGUUCCAUACAAAAUGUAUGGCCUUCCCGGGUAGGCGGUUGUACAUGUUAAGGGGAUAUAAACUUAAAUAACUUAAAAAAAUAUUUAAACAUUUUUCAUAUUUUUUAUUUUUUGCACAUGGGUAGAAAACAUCCUUUCUGAGGCAUUAUUAAAAUUUGAAGUUGAUACGAUUUUUUAAUCAAAAGUUAAUUUGCAAUAAAGAUGCGAAACUUACCCGGGUAGGCGGUUGUACACAUGACGGUUAAUACAUUAAGUGAUUUGGGAAAUGGUUAUGACUUUUUGGUCAGUAUUACCCUAUUAAUACACGAUGCGCAGUCUCAGAUUACGCAUAUAUUCGUUUUAUCAAAACAUAUGUCAUUUCGCGUAGCCAACCCUGAGCUAUAAACGUCAUUUCCAUAAAAUUUCAGAUUGCGCCAAGAUUGCGCAUAAAUUUUCAA